AUGAGAACUAAAAAUCCAAUGGCAAAAAAGCCUCAGCAAAUAUUGUUUUCAAAAAAUAUAUACAGCUCUUCAGUGAAAGUCGCAAAUUGGGACUAUGCGACCCACGCAGAAAAAAAGGAUAAUUACGUUUAUAGAGAUAAAUUGAGUAACCACUUGAGUACAUAUGUACGUUGGGGAGAUGAUGAUCAAGGAGUUAAGACCACAGAAACUCGUUAUAUGCUGGCACAAAUUAGCACUAAAACUGAUCCGUUAUAUUUCUUUAGACCUCUGGUUAACUUUACUUCCUAUCCAUGCACAGAUACACCCGGUCGAAAUAAAUUGAUGAAGUGUGCCAAUUUGCCACAACUGCCGACGGAUUUCGGAGUUAUGGACUAUGUCAGCACACAAAAGAACGACUAUAGGAAUCCAUUCCCAUCCGUAAUAAAGCCGUUGACCAUGGGUUCGCCAAAAUGGCUCCUCAAUCGUGUUAUUCGAUCCCAUUUAACACAAAAUGGGGGAACGGCUCCACCACCCGGGGACUAUCAGUGUCUCGACACUCACACUCCCAUAGAUCAUAUACGGAAAAUGAAACUAUUCAGAUACCAAUCUUUCAACCCUGCUACGUGCGUUCAGGACUUUCCAACUAUUCAAAACUGA
Molecule: messenger RNA, 636 nt
Organism: Bombyx mandarina (wild silkworm)
Lineage: Eukaryota; Metazoa; Arthropoda; Insecta; Lepidoptera; Bombycidae
Source: RefSeq, a predicted model, not a curated record